AUGGCGCUGAGGACAAGGUUCCUGUCGCUGAGGACUAGGUUGCAGAGGCUGAGCACAAGGUUCCUGGCGCUGAGGACAAGGUUUCUGGCGCUGAGGACGGUUCCUCGCGCUGAGGACAAGGCUCCAGAGGCUGAGGACAAGGUUCUUGGCGCUGAGGAAAAGGUUCUUGGCGCUGAGGACAAGGUUCCUGGCGCUGAGGACAAGGUUCAUGGCGCUGAGGACAAGAUUCCUGUCGCUGAGGACUAGGUUCCGGACGCUGAGGUCUAGGUUCCGGAUGCUGAGGACAAGGGUACUGCCGCUGAGGACAAGGUUCCUGGCGCUGAGUACAAGGUUCCUGGCGCUGAGGACAAGGCUCUUCGAGCUGAAGACAAGAUUCCUGCAGCUGAGAACAAGGUUCCAGUCGCUGAGAACAAGGUUCUUGUCGCUGAGGACUAGGUUCCUGGCGCUGAGGACAAGGUUCCUGUCGCAGAAGACUAGGCUCCUGCCGCUGAGUACAAGGUUCCUGUCGCUGAGGACAAGGUUCCUGUCGCCGAGGACAAGGUUCCUGGCGCUGAGGACAAGGUUACUGGUGCUGAGGACAAGAUUCCUGCCGCUGAGGACAAGGUUCCUGCCGCUGAGGACAAGGUUCCUGUCACUGAGGACAAGGCCCCUGUAGCUGAGGACAAGGCUCCUGGCGCUGAAGAAAAGGUUCCUGCCGCUGAGGACAAGGUUCCUGGCGCUGAGGACAAGGUUCCUGUCGCAGAAGACUAGGCUCCUGCCGCUGAGUACAAGGUUCCUGUCGCUGAGGACAAGGUUCCUGUCGCCGAGGACAAGGUUCCUGGCUGGUGCUGAGGACAAGAUUCCUGCCGCUGAGGACAAGGUUCCUGCCGCUGAGGACAAGGUUCCUGUCACUGAGGACAAGGCCCCUGUAGCUGAGGACAAGGCUCCUGGCGCUGAAGAAAAGGUUCCUGCCGCUGAGGACAAGGUUCCUGGCGCUGAGGACAAGGUUAUUGGUGCUGAGGACAAGAUCCCUGUCACUGAGGACAAGGCUCCUGUCGCUGAGGUCCAAGUUCCUGCCGCUGAGUACGAGGUUCCUGCCGCUGAGGAUAAGGUUCCUGCCGCUGAGGACAAGGUUGCAGAGGCUGAGCACAAGGUUCCUGGCGCUGAGGACAAGGUUUCUGGCGCUGAGGACAAGGUUCCUGGCGCUGAGGACAAGGCUUCAGACGCUGAGCACAAGGUUCCUGGCGCUGAGGACAAGGUUUCUGGCGCUGAGGACAUGGUUCUUGGCGCUGAGGACAAGGCUCCUGGCGCUGAGUACAACGUUCCUGGCGCUGAGGACAAGGUUCCUGGCGCUGAGGACAGGGUUCCUGGCGCUGAGGACAAGGUUCCCGGCGCUGAGGACAGGGUUCCUGGCGAUGAGGACGAGGUUCCCGGCACUGAGAACAAGGUUCCAGUCGCUGAGGACAAGGUUCCUGGCGCUGAGGAGAAGGCUUCUGGCGCUGAGAACACGGUCCUGGCGCUGAGUACAAGGUUCCUGGCGCUGAGGACAAGGCUCAUCGAGCUGAGGACAAGAUUCCUGGAGCUGAGAACAAGGUUCCAGUCGCUGAGAACAAGGUUCUUGUCGCUGAGGACUAGGUUCCUGGCGCUGAGGACAAGGUUCCUGUCGCAGAGGACUAAGCUUCUGCCGCUGAGUACAAGGUUCCUGUCGCUGAGGACAAGGUUCCUGUCGCCGAGGACAAGGUUCCUGGCGCUGAGGACAAGGUUACUGGUGCCGAGGACAAGAUUCCUGCCGCUGAGGACAAGGUUCCUGCAGCUGAGGACAAGGUUCCUGUCACUGAGGACAAAGCUCCUCUAGCUGAGGACAAGGCUCCUGGCGCUGAAGAAAAGGUUCCUGCCGCUGAGGACAAGGUUCCUGGCGCUGAAGAAAAAGGUCCUGGCGCUGAGGACAAGGUUCCUGGGGCUGAGGACAAGGAUCCUGCUGCAGAGGACAAGGUUCCUGGCCCUGAGGAAAAGGAUCCUGGCGCUGAGGAAAAGAAUCCUGGCGCUGAGGAAAAGGGUUCUGACGCUGAGGACAAGGUUCCAGUCGCUGAGAACAAGGUUGCUGGCGCUGAGGACAAGGUUCCUGGCGCUAAGGAAAAGGUUCCUGCCGCUGAGGACAAGGUUCCUGUCACUGAGGACAACGCUCUUCAAGCCGAGGACAAGGCUCCUGGCGCGGAAGAGAAGGCUCCUGGCGCUGACAAAAAGGCUUUUGGCACUGAGAACCAGGUUCCUGCCGCUGAGGACAACGUUCCUGGCGCCGAAGUCAAGGAUCCAGGCGCUGAGGACAAGGUUAAUGGCGUUGAGGAGAAGGCUCCUGGCGCUGAGGACAAGGUUCCUGGAGCUGAGGACAAGGUUUCUGGAGUUGAGAACAAUGUUCCAGUCGCUGAGGACAAGGUUCCUGGCGCUGAAGUCAAGGCCCCAGGCGCUGAGGAAAGGUGCCUGGCCCUGAAGUCAAGGUUCCUGGCGCUGAGCACAAGGUUCCUGUCGCUGAGGACUAGGUUCCUGGCGCUGAGGACAAGGUUCCUCUCGCUGAGGAAUAGGCUCUAGCCCCUGAGUGCAAGGUUCCUGUCGCUGAGGACAAGGUUCCUGUCCCUGAGGACAAGGUUCCUGGGGCGGUGAAGGCUUCUGGCACUGAAAACAACGUUCCUGCUGCUGAGGACAAGGUUCCUGGCGCCGAGGAAAAGGGUCCUGGCGCUGACGAAAAGGGAUCUGGCGCUGAGGACAAGGCUCCUGGCGCCGAGGAGAAGGUUCCUGGCGCUGAGGACAAGGUUCCAGGCGUGUGAGGACAAGUUUUCUGCCGCUGAGGAUAAGGUUCCUGGCGCUGAGGACAAGGUUCCUGGCUAUGAGGAGAAGGUUUCUAGCGCUCAGGACAAGGUUCCUGGCAAUGAGGACAAGGUUACUGUUGCUGAGGACAAGAUUCCUGCCCCUGAGGACAAGGUUCCUGCCGCUGAGGACAAGGUUCCUGUCACUGAGGACAAGGCUCCUGUAGCUGAGGACAAGGCUCCUGUCGCUGAAGAAAAGGCUCCUGGCGCUGAGGAAAAGGCUUUGGGCACUGAGAACAAGGUUCCUGCCGCUGAGGACUACGUUCCUGGCGCUGAGGAAAAAGUCCUGGCGCUGAGGACAAGGUUCCUGGCGUUGAGGAGUAGGUUCCUGGAGCUGAGGACAAGGUUCCUGGAGCUGAGAACAAGGUUCCGGUCGCUGAAGUCAAGGCUCCAGGCGCUGAGGACAAUGCUGCUGGCGCUGAGGACAAGGUUCCUGGCGCUCAAGUCAAGGUUGUAUGUAUGUAUGUAUGUAUGUAUGUAUGUAUGUAUGUAUGUAUGUAUGUAUGUAUGUAUGUAUGUAUGUAUGUAUGUAUGUAUGUAUGUAUGUAUGUAUGUAUGUAUGUAUGUAUGUAUGUAUGUAUGUAUGUAUGUAUGUAUGUUUGUAUGUAUGUAUGUAUGUAUGUAUGUAUGUAUGUAUGUAUGUAUGUAUGUAUCUAUGUAUCUAUGUAUGUAUGUAAACUUUAUUUAAAGACGUUAGCCUCGUCAACGAUUUGUUGAUUUUCACGAGGGACGUCUGUUACUAUUAAAAAUUACAAAUAUGGUAUAGAAAAGAAUAAAGAAUUAUAUACAACUAUUUACAAUACAAGAAUUAAGUUCCAAACGGUGUGACCCAUAUUCUAAAGCAUGCAUAUACAAUAUAUUAGAAGAUGUUAGCGUGAAUCUUUCAGGCAGUUUUUAAAAGAAUAAAUUGAUUGCGCUAGCUUCGCAUCAGAAGGAAGACUAUUCCACAAUUUAGCUCCGCUAUACUUAAAGCUUUUUUUUAGAAAUUCUCGUUUUGGCUUAGCAAGGGUAAGGUCAGUAUAAGUAUUGCGAAGAUUAUAACUGGUUUGAACAAGGUUCCUUCUCGUUAGAGCAUCCUUCAAGUUCGGCCCAGCGCAAUCAUUCAGGACUUUAUACAUUAAUGUGGAUUUAGUUGUACGUUGUCUUAUCUCUAAAUUUUCCCAAGCAAGGGAUCGAAGAACAUCAGCAGACCUUAUUUCAUAGCUGGCGCCGGUUAUAAUUCUCGCUGCACGGUUUUGGAACUUUUGAAGCUUAUCUUUCAGCGGCUGGUUACAGACGUCCCAUAAUGGACUACAAUAAUCAAAAUAUGGUUCUAUCAAAGCUCUGUAAAUGGUAUGCAGGGUAUUUAUAGGAACAUAUGGCUUAAUUCGUUGCAUUGCUCCUAUGCCGGCCCCAACUUUCUUACAAAUCAUUUCAACAUGCUCAUGCCAAUUAAGGUUUUAAUCAAGUUUAACCCCAAGGCAUGUGUAUGAAUGAGCAAGAGUUAUGAAUUGGUUAUUCAUCAUUACUGGAAUAUCAUAAGUCAUAGUAUCAGUAUUAUACUUUGAACCGAUAUACAUUAAUUUGGUCUUAGUUGGGUGGUGUUGCAGUUUAUUUCGAGCAAGCCACUCACCGACUUUUUUCAGGUCAUUUAGAUUUUCAGUAA
Messenger RNA from Paramuricea clavata, 4485 nucleotides. Lineage: Eukaryota; Metazoa; Cnidaria; Anthozoa; Malacalcyonacea; Plexauridae. The record is from the annotation of a GenBank genome assembly.